GUGGUCAGCUAAUAUAUUAUUUACCUCUCUGGAGUGCCAUUCAUGAUGGGCAAGUUAGAAAUAUCUAGGAUUGGUUAGUUGAUAACCAAUUUGACUUGGUCUCCUAUUUUUUCUCCUAAAAAUUAGAACACUAACGUUACUGCCUAUAGCUGAACGUUUUUCUCAGUUGACAUAAACCAGAGAUACACUUGACUUCCUAUUUAUUCUCCAUGUUAUUAGCAUGAACGUGGAGUUCAUAACAAAUUCUGAUAGAUAUCUAAUCUCUAUAAAUAAGUUACUGAUUUUUCCUUGAAAACAACUACACUCCUGAAAAACUACUUCUCUACUCAGUUUUGGUUGUUUACACGAUAGACAAUAAAAUUCUUCUCUUCUUCCGAUCGGUGUACUCUUUCACAAAUACAAAAGCUUUUCCUGUUUCUUUUACUUCAUACAUUUAUUUAGAGUGUCGGGAAACUAUCGGUUCGUGAGUUUGAUUCGCUGCACCGAAGAGAACUUGAAAGUCGUUGUAUCUUGGGGAAAGAACGCCAUCCAACCCCGUGCAGAAGGGGGUGUAUCAUUCCUUAGGAGGGCGUCAUCACGUGCCUCGACCACCCCACAAGCUAUUCUUAUCUUUUCUCUAAUAAUAUUGAAUUGCCUUACUUGGUUGAUUAUUUGUUCUUGUUUAGGCAUUUAAUUUCUAGCAGAAAUUUCCUAAUCUUAUAAUUUUCCCAACAAUCUAAGGAAUGACAUUUGUUAGGAUUUUCUGUUAGGGUUACACUUGUUGUAGUAUUGUUGAGCGGCUUUGUUUUGAAAAAAAAAAAAAUGGCAUUUGACGAUUCGAGUUCUUGAAAGCCCGAGAAGUUCAAUGGUCAAAAUUUCAAAAGUUGGCAACAACAAAUGAAAUUUUGGCUCACCACUUUGGGUUUAUAUUCUGUGAUUCACAAGGGUUUGGUUUCAAAAGGAAAAGAAAAAUCAUCGGAAAAAAAUGGAACUUCUAAGGCUGUUGAAAUUGUUGAAACUGGCAAGGAUUCGAUCCCGUCGAAAAAAUCUACUGACGAUGAUGGUUUCGAUGAGAAAGAUUAUUUGUGUCAUGGUAGGAUUUUGAGUGCAUUAUCUGCUAGUAUCUAUAAUAUUUUUUGCACUGCUAAGACUGCCUUUGAGUUGUGGGAAGCAUUAGAAUUUAAAUAUGGGGCCGAAGAUGCCGGUCUUAAACGGUAUUAUGCGGAAAAAAUUUUAGACUUCCAAAUGGUUGAUGGAAGGUCAGUGAUGGAACAGGCCCAUGAAUUUCAAAAUAUACUCUAUGACCUUAAGAGAAAAGGCAUGGAUUUAACUGAUACUUUUCUAGUUGCUUCUCUCAUUAAAAAAUUGCCUCCCUCGUGGUCUAAAUUUGCUAGAGAACAAAAGCAAAAGCACGAUGACUAUACUUUUGAUGAACUUUUAGUGUCUCUAAAUAUUGAAGAGAAGCAUCGUGAAAAACUAGUUGAACCUGCUUCUGAUUUUUUGGCUAAGGUUCUCAUUGUAGAAAAUCUUCAUAAGCCUACGCAUCAAAGUUUUAAGAAAACCAACUCUACUAAACAGUUUGUGAGCCAUAGCAAUAAUAAUAAUAAUAAACAAAAAGGCGGCAAUAUUAUUCAGGAAAAGGUAGUGGCUUGUUGGGUGUGUGGAAAUACUAAUCACAAAGCCAAGGAUUGUUACUAUCGUAAAGGCCAACCUCCUAAGCCUCGUGAGAAUAAUGUAGCUCCUAGACCACUAGCUAAUGUCGUCACUGUGGAGGCCAACUCCUCUAUCCCUGCUAACAGGAAUCAGGCACAAGAACUAAAAGCAUGGGAAAUGGGAGCAUGGUCAGGGUACUAGGAGAAGGAAAUGUUAGUUUGAAGUUGACCUCGAGCAAAGUUUUCACCUUAGAUCGAGUCUUGCAUGUUCCAGACAUUAAUAAAAAUCUAGUCAGCACUUCUUUAUUAGUUUGUCAUGGUUUUAAGAUUGUUUUAGAGUCGAAUAAAGUUGUCAUUACUAAGAAUGGUAGUUUUGUUAGUAAAUGUUGUUUAGUUGAUGGUUUGUUUAGUCUUAAUGUUGU
Messenger RNA from Rhododendron vialii, 2053 nucleotides. RefSeq lists its product as uncharacterized. The coding region runs from base 877 to 1833 and encodes 318 amino acids. NCBI's taxonomy places the organism in Eukaryota, Viridiplantae, Streptophyta, Magnoliopsida, Ericales, Ericaceae. The transcript has 2 exons. Gene Ontology annotation, molecular function: nucleic acid binding; zinc ion binding. The record is from RefSeq and is a predicted model, not a curated record.